UAACAGCGGUGUAAUAAAGAACGAAGCAAAAAUCAGAAUAACGUUACACACCACUUACAAGGAAGAAAAAAAUAAAUCAUGCUUAUUAGUUUGCCUGUGAUGCAGAAGCCCGCCACGGCGUUGGGGCGGUGUCUUGUGUUUUGAAAAUGUUGGCGCGACAGAAGACGCCCAAUAGCGUUAGACUGAGGCGUGGACUGCCGUCCAAUGGGAGGCGAGCACAUUCAAGACGCCCAGUGGGCGGAGAGCAGCUCGAAUGCAUAAAAGAGCGGAGGUGCGCGCGCGAGGUCAUUCUUUUUUCCUUUGCAGAGAAGAUUAGAGUCUGACGGCAUGGCAAGAACCAAGCAGACCGCGCGUAAGUCCACCGGUGGCAAAGCCCCGAGGAAGCAGCUGGCGACCAAGGCUGCGCGUAAAAGCGCUCCGGCUACAGGCGGCGUUAAGAAACCUCACCGUUACAGGCCCGGUACCGUGGCUCUCAGGGAGAUCCGCCGUUACCAGAAAUCCACAGAGCUGCUCAUCCGCAAGUUGCCCUUCCAGCGCCUGGUGCGGGAGAUCGCUCAGGACUUCAAGACCGAUCUCCGCUUCCAGAGUUCUGCCGUCAUGGCCCUGCAGGAGGCUAGCGAGGCGUACUUGGUGGGUCUGUUCGAGGACACUAAUCUGUGCGCCAUCCACGCCAAGAGAGUCACCAUCAUGCCUAAGGACAUCCAGCUGGCCCGCCGUAUCCGCGGAGAGCGCGCCUAAAUUAAACGGAGCGCUUACAAGUUGCCAAAAAACCCCCCAAAGGCUCUUUUAAGAGCCACAUAAGCGUUUCAGUCCGAAAGAGUGAGUUUUCUAGCGAACUGCUAGCUCUCCUAAGUGCUAUGAUGUGACGAUUCCUGAGGAGUUUCUUAGUCUGCCCAUAGUUCCCCUAUUGUGUGGAUAAUGGUACACUGUGAUAAAAUGGAGCAAAUGUUAUGUGUACAUGAGGUCCAGCAUUACUGGUCCAGGUGAGUCUUCAGGAGACGCUCAGGUGAAGCAGCAGAGGCGAUGACGUGGGGGC
Messenger RNA from Colossoma macropomum (tambaqui), 1036 nucleotides. RefSeq names its product histone H3. NCBI's taxonomy places the organism in Eukaryota, Metazoa, Chordata, Actinopteri, Characiformes, Serrasalmidae. The coding region runs from base 328 to 738 and encodes 136 amino acids. Gene Ontology annotation, cellular component: nucleosome. The transcript has 2 exons. The record is from RefSeq and is a predicted model, not a curated record. Gene Ontology annotation, molecular function: structural constituent of chromatin; DNA binding; protein heterodimerization activity.